AUGCGUCAAUAUAGUGCACGGGAAGAAUGUGUAGCCAAGAUAAUACCAGAACGAAAGAUAAGUGAGGGAAACUAUCUUCAGUAUUUCGAUGUUCGAAACUUCACAACAUCGGAUCCGAGCUUGGAAACCAGUAGCAAAAUUGAAAAACAAAAGGAACAGCUGCUGACCACACUAAAGCGGGAAGUGAAAUUUAUUAUGGAGGAAUCGGUUACCCGAAGAUCAAUAAACCUUUACAGCAAUUAUGUCACUUCGUUAUGUGCAGCCGUAGAACAGUGUUUGUUAAAUGGCUUGAAAAGGCGUUUAUUGGGAUUGUUUGGUGCUCGUUCAACAUUUGCGUUGGUACAUAACAUCUCAAAGUAUUGUCCACAGGCAUCUGAAAUCCUAAAUUUGGUCACUGAGGCAGAAAAGGAUGAAAGCUUGAAUACAUCAGUAAACUUUUUUUGGAUACGCAUAGCACUAGCGUCACGAAAUUUACCACCGGUACUGGAGUUUAUACAUACUUCAUCACAAUGCAAAAAAUAUUACGAGAAAACAGCGCUAAUGCUGGAUGCAGUGAAGGGAGGUGUUGUUGCGGCAUUGCUUGUUGGACCAUGCGAAUUCAGUUAUUCGGUAAGUAUUCGGCCGGAAGAAUGUUGGUCUGAUGAUCCGACAGCCGAUGAAUUGGUACAACGUCACCGGAUGCAUUCAAUAUGUUCAUCACCUGUUCGUUCGCCACGAAGACCACCGUUAUCGGUUCUUAAAAGUGGAAGUAGUAUUGUGAAUAAUGUUACGAGCUGUAAUACACCGAUGUGUAUUUUUGGACGUGAUUAUGUUUUUUCGCUCCACCAAAACAUGAAAACGUCAUUGUUAUAUGGCAAAAACAAUGUCACCGUAACUUUAUCACCUGAUGGACCAACAAUGAAGGGUUACUUCUCGCUACAUCAGAUUUCAAAAGGAAAUUUAAUCAUCAAAUGGACACCAAAUCAACUGAUGCAUUCAAACUCUCAGCCAACAUCGGCUUCAGUCGACACUUCGGAGUGCGAUUGGUUGUGGCGUCAUGCGAUUAACGUUGACGUCAACGAUAUUAUCUACAUUCACGUUCACCAAAAUAAUGAAGAUUCGCCAGCCACCUUGGUGUUUGUCGGUGGGGAUGGGGUUCAGCAUUCUCCGAUCCGUUUUGCAUUUGGCCAACACGCAGUGCUGUUCCUAAACUGUCUUGAAACUGGUCUGCAACCGUAUCGUCGUUUGGACCCGCCACUGUGGUUAUCCAAAAGCAAAGGUAAAAUGUUGCCAAAGCUGCGAAGAAGGACCAGCAUGGUUGUUGCUGAAACAGACAAGCACGAUUCCACCGAAGAGUACGAGUUGCACGACUACGUGUUCCGAAUAGUUCCACUGAUUGAUUGUCCUCAAACUUCUAGCAGCUCCAACAAAACCGAUAGUGGAGUACCGACAACAGAGACCAGUUCUAGUAGACCAAAACCUGCCGAUGUAGAGAAACUACGAAAUCCGGUCGAACGAAGAACUGAAAGUGAUAGUGUCGUCGAUCGUUUGGUAAAGCAAAACUUGAGGACUGCCUGUGUUUCGAUGCGAAAACAGAUACUUGCCAGAGCAUUCUAUGGGUGGCUUGCUUAUACUGGUCAUCUAAAAACUAUACGUACACAUCUGUCCGCACUGAUUCAGGAUGAAGUUAUUGAAGACGAUGACAUAUUUGGUCCGGUCGACGAAAAGUGUUGGAUGGAAUGUCGUGCAACAAAAACGGUACUCAAGGAAGCUGAAAAUAUUUUCCUUCGUCGAGUCUAUUUACACGGCAUAAGAGGCAGUAAUACGCGUAAACUGCGACAGGAAACAUGGCCAUAUUUGAUAAAUCUUCUUGACUGGGACGAAGAUUUGGAAAUAAUGAUACCGCGUUUCAAAAAACUUUAUGAUGCUGAUUUUGACGCUUGGAAAAAAAUUGAAUCCAAAGUUAUUGUGCGUGAUGAAGAAGCGUUUACUGCUGCCCGACUUCGCCAACACUCAAACAGUGGGGACUUGAACUUCCCUACUCGAGGUCUGUCUCUAACCAACGAUGUUUUUGAUGAUAACGAUGCAGCCAAAGAAAUUUCGUUGGAUCCAGUCAAUCAGGAUCCUCUUGAUGUUUUUGGCACAAAUCUACAUCGGGUUCAAAAAGAUGUUGAACGUUGUGAUCGACAGUAUACUUACUACGCCAAAACUGAAAACCGAGAAAAACUGAAAAAUGUACUUUGUACUUAUGUUUGGCGAAAUAUGGAUGAUGGUUAUAUGCAAGGAAUGUGUGAUUUAGCAGCACCACUUUUGGUUCUUUAUGACGACGAGUCUUUGGCGUUAGCAAUGUUUGAAUGUGUUAUGUUACGAAUGCGACAUUAUUUUCCCAGUGGAUCAAAAAUGGAUGACAGUCUAUCUAAUAUGCGUUUUCUGAUUCAGAAUGAAUUUAAACAAAAUUUAGAGUUAACAUAUCCGCAGCUGUUCCAAGUGUGGGAAGUAAUGAUGGCAGCAUCACACUUGAUAACAUCACAUUUUCAACUGUUCUUUGCGCUCGCAAUUGUUAGCACCUAUCGACAUAUAAUCAUCGACAAUCAUAUGGAUUAUGCAGAUGUUAUAAAAUUUUUUAAUGAAAUGGCUGAACGAUACGAUGCUCAAGAACUGUUGGAAACAGCAAAAAAUCAUUUGGGACAUUUACAGGCAAUUGUAUUGGAACUAAAACAAAAGAUCAAUCAUUGA
Messenger RNA from Enterobius vermicularis (human pinworm), 2715 nucleotides. The record is from the annotation of a GenBank genome assembly. Lineage: Eukaryota; Metazoa; Nematoda; Chromadorea; Rhabditida; Oxyuridae.